This is a messenger RNA of Parnassius apollo (apollo), 1701 nucleotides long. Lineage: Eukaryota; Metazoa; Arthropoda; Insecta; Lepidoptera; Papilionidae. The record is from the annotation of a GenBank genome assembly.
AUGAACGGUACGUUUUACGAGCAGCUAGGGGGUGUGGCCGGGAUUUUUGAGCAAUGGGGUACUUGUGAACGGACUGUGGUGGCGUGUGCACUGGCGCGUCGGGUACCUUGGCCAGGCUUAAAACUUGUUCAAAGAGCUGUGGAGGCUGCACUACAAAACCAUGUAGAAGACGAACGCCUGGAGAGAGAUGCAAAUGACGAGACGCUGCUUGCCAGCUUACUGACUCCAAGGACUGACGAUGAUGACGACGAAGGUUGUGAAAGGUUGCGUCAGCUAUUGACACUUCUCCCACUUCUAAGAAACGACAAUGAGCGUGCUAAGAGUGUGUAUGUUAAUGCAGCACCAGUGCUGGUUCAGCGUUGUGUGGAUGCACCAAGACGGAACUCUGCCACCCCAGAACUUUGUCGACAGCUUUUGUCAUACUUGCUGGUGCAUCCGGCUCUUAUGCAUCAUGAGCAAAGGACACUAACACAGUGGUUACGCUACUUAGAAAAUCACAUCUCGGGCAACAGAAACACUGAAUCCGUUUGGCAGCAACGGAUAGAUCCUUGUUUGUUACCCGAAACAAAUAUAUGGGGCACUAAUAACGCUUUCAGACGGACUAUCGGCAAGAACGUCGAAUUUAGAGGCAUUUUAGAUUCAACUGACCAUAUGUCAUACACUGAUCUUUUACAAGAAUCUUUCUCCAAGAAUGGCAGAGAUGUGGAUAUAAGUUUAGAUGGUGAAAUGGUUAAUUUUGACGCUGCAAUUUCACAGCCCAAGGCCAGGUCGAAUAGCCUAACACCUCCCUCAUCGAAUUUCAUGCACAUGUCAUCAUCUGCAGAGAACUUAAGUGAUGAACCAUUUGUCCAGAAACCUAGAAGUUUUUCACUAUCCAGCGAGCACAGCUUAAGUCAAAUUAGGCCAAUUAGCAUAAUGUAUGGUACAACGGGCAGUGAGACUAGAUUAGAUGACCUCAGGUCGAAUAACUUUGCAGAACAUCCCGGCAUGUCAACGGUCGCUCAGUGGCUGAAAAGUUUAAGGCUUCACAAAUAUGUUUGGCUUUUCACAAACAUAAGUUAUGAGCAAAUGAUGGCCAUAGAUGAAAAGUAUCUUGAGAAAUUAGGCGUGACGAAGGGCGCUCGGCACAAGAUUCUGGUGUCCAUCCGCAAGCUGGGCGAGCGCAGCGCGAUGCUGGAGGCUGUACGCACGGAGCUAGCUGACCUGCCACCAGCCAUCGUUGCUGCACUUGAACUCGCGUCAAAGUGUUUGACCAACGCCACUGCGAGCGGGACAGCAGACAACGAGCCUGAUCAUGUGGACCCCAUGUCGUUGCAUUGCUGGCUUAUUGAGAAGGCGUUGCACCACGAAUCAUUUCGAGGUGCGGAGCUGCAGGCAGCCUUACGAAGGCUCCGGCACCGUCUGCCGCCACGACAGUUCUUCCAGCACGUGGGCGAGCUACCGCUGCAGCACCGGCACAGCCACAAGCCCAGGUGGCGGUCAAUGGGCACGUACCCGCGGGCGGACGGGCGGCGCAGCUGGGCUCCGCCGCCGCGCGGCAAGUCGCACUCGUACCCGCCGAGCGCGGGCGCCUGGCCGCCGCCGCCGCGCCCCCGCCCCCGCCCGCCGCGCACCCCGCCGCUGCCCUCACCCCUGCCCUCCGACGACUACUCCGGCCUUGACGCGCUCUGUCUGCAGAUGACCGAGCAGGCCAUCAACUAA